Messenger RNA from Labeo rohita (rohu), 2006 nucleotides. It is a transcript of the gene spic, whose product is annotated as Spi-C transcription factor (Spi-1/PU.1 related). Gene Ontology annotation, cellular component: nucleus. Gene Ontology annotation, molecular function: sequence-specific DNA binding; DNA-binding transcription factor activity, RNA polymerase II-specific. The transcript is spliced from 5 exons. The record is from RefSeq and is a predicted model, not a curated record. The coding region runs from base 138 to 935 and encodes 265 amino acids. NCBI's taxonomy places the organism in Eukaryota, Metazoa, Chordata, Actinopteri, Cypriniformes, Cyprinidae. Gene Ontology annotation, biological process: regulation of transcription by RNA polymerase II; cell differentiation.
UUGCUUAGUUGGACAGCAAAACAGUAGUCGUUCUACAAUAUAUCAGUCCACAUAUAAUCACUGAGACAUAGAGGACAUUGCCACUUGAAAACAGUCGAACUCUACAUAGAUGCAGAAUUAGGUUUUCCAAAGCCACAAUGGGAUCGCUUGAAAAUGACAUCAAUCAAGAUUUUCAGGAUGCAAUUGAUGUAAUUCAGCGUCACUCUCAGAUACGACACUUUGACAACGAAAACAAAUACUAUGAGAAUUUGGAAAGCCAACAGUCCUCUGUGAGACAUGCCAUCUCGUACUAUCAGUUCACACCUCAUUUCGAGCCUCCAGGACCUGUGUAUGACUGGAAUGAAUCCUCAUCAUGGUCUCACAUUGUGCCAGAUGUGUCUGUGGGACCAUUGUGUUCUGCUGAGUCUUCAGCGUUUUACUCAAACUUACCACCGCGCCAUGGAAAAGGUCGUAAGAAGUUACGCUUAUAUGAGUAUCUGCACGAGGCUCUUCACGACGACAACAUGGGCGACUCCAUCCAGUGGACGGACAGAGGGAGCGGGAUCUUCCACUUUAUCUCAAAAAAUAAAGAAAAACUGGCCGAAUGCUGGGGUCAACGCAAGGGUAACCGCAAAACCAUGACCUACCAGAAAAUGGCACGCGCACUUCGCAACUACAGCCGCACGGGUGAGAUCGUGAAAGUGCGUCGCAAGCUCACCUAUCAGUUUAAUCCAGCUAUUCUGCAGAGAUUGAGUUCACUGUCAGGCUACAUCUCAGGCCCUCCGUCCAGAGACGUGGCCCUUCAUCAGCAAAGCUCUGGUGAGCACGUCUACUACAGCUCUCCUCUACCGGACUGCCAUUACUGGUACGGCCAGUACUCAUAUCAGGGCGAGUAUGAUCUGGCUACUGUACUGACGAUGCACGAGGACCCCAAAAUAGGCGUUUCAGCCCAGUGAUUCUCAAAAGAGCCCUGUCAUUCCACGAUUUCUGAAAUUUCUUUCUUUUACAAAGGAGAUUGUUUGACAUCUUGACAUAUAGUAAAACUGUACAAAAACGCCUACAGUGCAUUAGUGCAUUAGAAAUGAGUGCAUGCAUGUAAAUAGAAUGAUAUACUGUUCAACAUUUUGAAAUCUGCAAGAAAAGAUUUUUAAAAAUCUGUAAAAAAGGAAGGAAAUGAAUACUUUUUAUGAGCAAGGUUGCAUUAAAUUGAUCAAAAGUGACAGUAAAAACAUUCAUAAUGUUACAAAUGAUUUCUAGAUGAAAUAAAUCAAUUUUUAUUUGAAUCCUGGAAAAAUUACAUUCUAAAAUAUAUUAAAUAUACAUUAUAAAAUACAUUAAAAAGCCAAACAGUUCUUUUAAAUUGUAAUAAUAUUUUACAAUUUUACUGUUUUUAUUUAAUCAAAUAAAUGCGACCCUGAAAAGAUAAGUGCCUUCUUUCUAAAAAAAGUUAAUGCAGUGAAUAUGUACAGUAGCCCUAAAAAGCAUUUGGACACUCAAAAUAUAAAUGUAUUUGCAUUAAGAAAUAUCAACGCAAAUAACAUUUCCUUAACCAUGACAGAGUGAGCACUUUUUAAGCAAAACAUUUCACAAAAAAGUUUUAACAUUUUAAAAAUAUAAUAAUAAAAAAGCAGGAAAUGUUUUGAUAUUUUGUAUGCAAUUAAUCCAUAUAUUUUAGGGACAUUUUUUUGUAUGUAUGUCUGUCUGUCUGUCUUCAUAUUUAUAUCUACCUUUGUCAACAUGUUUGCAUAAGAUCAUUUGUUUUAUCGCUCAAAUAAAGUUUCCUGUCUUGAAAAUCCCAACAAAUUUGUUUGUCAAACUCUCCCUUGCAACAUGUACGCUUGAAGCCGCUGUAUAAACGUUUGCGCUGAUUUCUUUGCAAAUGCACUGGGCCAAGCUUAUCUAAUUUCACAGAGAGAAGAUUGUUUGUGACUGCUUUAUGUGUCAUAUUACAAACCGAUCUCAAAUCACCUUCCUCUUUGUAAGAUAGCGAUCAAAGACUAAUGUAGUGCUGUUGUAUAAUUUUCAUA